AUGUCAGGACGGGGAAAGCAGGGUGGUAAAGCCCGCGCUAAGGCCAAGUCGCGCUCAUCCCGCGCGGGCCUUCAGUUCCCGGUGGGUCGCGUCCACCGCCUACUCCGCAAAGGUAACUAUGCCGAGCGGGUCGGGGCCGGCGCGCCCGUGUACCUGGCGGCGGUGCUCGAGUACCUGACAGCGGAAAUCCUGGAGCUGGCGGGCAACGCUGCUCGAGACAACAAGAAGACUCGCAUCAUUCCCCGCCAUUUGCAGCUGGCUGUGAGAAACGACGAAGAACUCAAUAAGUUACUCGGGGGUGUCACUAUUGCCCAGGGCGGCGUUUUGCCAAACAUUCAGGCGGUCUUGUUGCCCAAGAAAACGGAGAGUCACAAACCUGGCAAGAAUAAAUAAUUGAGAGGGUCUAUACCAUCCCCAUUCACCCCAAAGGCUCUUUUAAGAG
Messenger RNA from Elephantulus edwardii (Cape elephant shrew), 442 nucleotides. RefSeq names its product histone H2A type 2-B-like. Gene Ontology annotation, molecular function: DNA binding; structural constituent of chromatin; protein heterodimerization activity. The record is from RefSeq and is a predicted model, not a curated record. Gene Ontology annotation, cellular component: nucleosome. Lineage: Eukaryota; Metazoa; Chordata; Mammalia; Macroscelidea; Macroscelididae. The transcript has a single exon. The coding region runs from base 1 to 393 and encodes 130 amino acids.